AUGAUUCAGCCCGGUAAGUGCUGGUUCCAGUACAAGAGCUCCGACCUGCGAGAUGGUCAGCUGGGCUGGACCAAUUCGCCCUUUUUUGCCAACACCUAUCCUACCAACGCAGAGUGCGUAUAUAUUUUCGUACCAGCAGCUGGUGAAACAGUAGCCCUCGCCUUCACUACCUUCCAGACCACAGAGGAGCCCAGCCAUCAGGACGGACGUCGCUAUGGUGAUUCGUCACGUGCCUGUCACAAGGUCAGUGACUGA
Dibothriocephalus latus is the source of this 255-nucleotide messenger RNA. The record is from the annotation of a GenBank genome assembly. Lineage: Eukaryota; Metazoa; Platyhelminthes; Cestoda; Diphyllobothriidea; Diphyllobothriidae.